This is a messenger RNA of Entrophospora sp. SA101, 636 nucleotides long. The record is from the annotation of a GenBank genome assembly. NCBI's taxonomy places the organism in Eukaryota, Fungi, Glomeromycota, Glomeromycetes, Entrophosporales, Entrophosporaceae.
AUGACCAAACCAACUGUUAGAGAAUGGCUCGAAAAACGUUUAGAAUCAAGAAGGGUACAUUGGAUAAUAUUGGGAUUAAUUGGAGUGGAUUUUUCAUGUAUAAUGACAAUAAUAUUAUUAGAAUUUUUGGCUCCAGAUAAAUAUGAUACAGAUAAUGAAUUAAUUGAAGGAUUGGAGGUGUUGGCAUUUUUUGUUAAUAUAAUGUUUUUACUUGAAAUAACAUUACAUGCGUUCGUAUAUGGAUUUAAAACGUAUUUUUUCAAGAACAAUCAUUGGUUAAUUCAUAUAUUUGAUGCAACUAUAGUAUUGGCUACGUUUUUAUUAGAGAUAUUCUUAAAGGGUAAACAAAGAGAAGUUGCAGGAUUAUUGGUUUUAUUUAGAUUGUGGAGAGUGAUAAAGGUGAUGAGUGUAGUUGCAGUUAGUGUAGAAGAAUACGAUAAACAUCAUAUUGAAGAAUUGGAGUUAAAAAUUAGUGAACUGGAAGAAGAGUUGAGAAGAUUAUUUUUGGAGGUAGAUGAUAUUUCUAAAGAAGACGGGUGGGAUGAUAAAAAACGGGCAAGAAUUUUCAAAGGAAGGUUUAUACUUAAUUCUGACUUGGAAAUUUUAAUCCCAACUGGUUCGAUAGAUAACCCAUAA